Linum trigynum is the source of this 1620-nucleotide messenger RNA. The record is from the annotation of a GenBank genome assembly. NCBI's taxonomy places the organism in Eukaryota, Viridiplantae, Streptophyta, Magnoliopsida, Malpighiales, Linaceae.
ACUCCAUUCUUCUUCCUCUCUUCCUCCCACCACUCUUGAAGAAAAAAAUAUGCUCUGUGGUUGCGGCUAAGCCCAAUCUUCCGCAUCAGAUUUUUUUUCUUUAGUUUGGUACUUCUAUCACUCAAAAUUGUCGAGAUGGAUCCGAGUAUUUACGAUCCUAGAUUAUACAUUCAAGGCGGACCGCGAGAAACCGAUUUGUUGGAUGAGCAACCUUACCAUCGGUCUGAAAGUGUUGGGCGGUAGAUCCGAUAAGCACUUCCUCAUGUACUUUUCUUUUUUUAAAUGUGAUAGUAUUCUUCUUUUUUUUUUGUAUAAUAAUUAAUUUUUUUUCUACAGGAACAACUUGACGUAAUCACCCAUCGGUCGCUAUCUCGCUUGCCUAAAUGGGAUGAUCGUAUCGAGCCCUUCAUUGAAAGAGCACGAUUGCUGAGGGUGCGGAAGUUUGUGGGGAUGGAGAUGGACAACAACCUUCUUACGGCAAUGGUGGAAAGAUGGAGAAAAGAAACGCACACAUUCCACCUUCUAGAGGGAGAGAUGAUGAUUACGUUGAAGGACGUAGCCAUGCUGACAGAGCUUCCAAUUGAUGGUGAUGCAAUAAUAGAAAGUUCACAGAAACCAUUGAAUGGUUGGGGCCAAUUUAUAAGCGAGCGUUUAGGUAUCAACAUCCCCGAGGAAGCACAAGAUGGUCGUCGUGUACCACCUCUACACAAGUCUAUGCUAUUGAUACCUUGGCUAGUGAGGACCGUUGGGGAAUUACCGGAGGAUGCCACGGAUGCUCAGAUAGAGAGGUAUGCUCGCAUCUACCUUAUUUGUUUGGUUGGAGGAUUUUUGUUUCCGAACAAGUCUGAUGGAAAUAUGCAUUGUAUGUGGCUUCGAGUUCUUUUGGAAGAUUGGGACGAGAUUGGGAGAAAAAGUUGGGGAUCUGCUUGUUUGGCGAUGAUAUAUUCGGAGUUGUGCAAGUGUACGGAUCCGAAAACAAAGCAAGUGAGUGGUCCCAUGUUCAUCCUCCAACUAUGGGUUUGGGAGCACCUUCCUACUUUCGCUCCGAUCUGCCCUGCCAACAGUUGGGGUCCCGAUGAGCCACUACGACAAUGGGCUUAUGGUGCUAGAUGGAUUGGAGCUAUCACGAGUUUCACCUCUCUAGACGGGUACCGCCAACAUCUUGACCGUAUAGAAUUCAACGAGGUAACAUUCUAGCUUAUGAUUAUUUAUUUUUAAUUUAUUAGUUGAAGUUAUUUGUCUUAGCCCAUGAUUUAUUUUUACGAUUAUGAAUAAGUUUUUAUUUGUUGAAAUUAUUUUUCUUAGUCUUAGCAUAUGAUUUAUUUUUAUGAUUACGAAUUCUAUUUUAUUUGUUAAAAUUAAUUGUCUUAGCCCAUUAUUUAUUUUUAUGAUUAUGAAUCAUAUUUUAUUUGUUGAAAUUAUUUGUCUUAGCCCAUUAUUUAGUGUACUCGAACUAUGUCAACCAAUAAUUUCCCCCCACCCUGCACUCUAUUCUGGAGCAUGUCGGACCGAAAGCGACUAGAUAGAAUGAUGAGCAAGUAGUUUGAGUUUAGUGUACUCGAACUACACUGGUUCGAGUCCCUAAAACUCCAUCUAUGACAACAAAGAAUCUUAUCCCUG